Messenger RNA from Cydia strobilella, 3677 nucleotides. RefSeq names its product very long-chain specific acyl-CoA dehydrogenase, mitochondrial (gene Acadvl). The coding region runs from base 254 to 2149 and encodes 631 amino acids. Gene Ontology annotation, molecular function: fatty-acyl-CoA binding; flavin adenine dinucleotide binding; very-long-chain fatty acyl-CoA dehydrogenase activity. Lineage: Eukaryota; Metazoa; Arthropoda; Insecta; Lepidoptera; Tortricidae. The transcript is spliced from 12 exons. The record is from RefSeq and is a predicted model, not a curated record.
AAUUCUCUAGUCUGUGCUAGUGCUUCAAGUAGAAAAGUUGUGGGUGGAGAGCAAAGUUCUUUUUAGACUUUAUUUGUUAUGAUUUAUCGUUUAGUUCUGUAGGUCAAAAUCUCACUGUAGCCAAAAUAAUUAAUUAAUUGCAGUUAAUUCAACGAUGAACAUUUGUUUCUGAAUCUUACGAAUAUAACUGUAAGGAGUGGUUAAGCAAGCAAACGUAAUCUUCGAAAUCAGCAUUCGUGUUCAGUGACUGAAGAUGAAAGGUGCUAAGCUGUUGACUUCUGCUGGGCGCUGUGUCGCGGCUUCACCAGCAUAUGCUCGUCCUACCCCGCGUUACAACAACGAUGGCGGACGUCGCACAGAGGCAACAAAGUCAGCCCAGAAAGAGCGUCCCGGACCACGCUCAAGCGACUCAUUCACAUUGAACCUGUUCCGAGGAGCCCUAGAGACCUCCACGGUGUUCCCGUACCCUGAGCCGCUGUCUGAGGACCAGAGACAGGUGUUGUCUGAGCUUGUACCACCAGUUGAGAAGUUCUUCCAAGAGGUGAACGACCCCGCGAGGAACGACCAUGACGCGAAGAUCGAGCCAAACACACUUGCCGGGCUCUGGGACCUCGGCGCCUUCGGCCUGCAGGUGCCUUGUGAGCUUGGCGGCCUCGGUCUUAGCAACACACAGUACGCGCGUCUUGUUGAGAUCGUCGGCGCUCACGACUUGGGUGUGGGCAUCACGCUCGGAGCUCACCAGUCCAUUGGCUUCAAGGGUAUUCUGUUGUUCGGUACUCCAGAACAAAAACAGAAGUAUCUCCCCAGAGUAACUGGUGGGGAGUACGCUGCGUUCUGCCUCACUGAGCCGUCUUCAGGGUCUGAUGCUGGCUCCAUCAAGACGAGAGCAGUCCAGCAACCCGAUGGCUCGUGGAAGCUGAACGGCUCCAAGAUCUGGAUCAGCAACGGUGGAGUCGCUGAGGUCAUGACUGUGUUCGCGCAGACACCUAUUCAGAAGGACGGGAAGACCGUUGACAAGGUGACAGCGUUCAUCGUAGAGCGCUCCUUCGGCGGCGUGUCAUCCGGCCCUCCGGAAAACAAGAUGGGCAUUAAGUGCUCUAAUACCACUGAAGUGUACUACGAAGACGUUCCCAUUCCCAAUGAAAACGUGUUGGGAGGCGUCGGUAACGGAUUCAAGGUUGCGAUGAACAUCCUGAACAACGGCCGCUUCGGCAUGGGCGCCGCCCUGGCCGGCACGCAGCGCGCCGCCAUCAAGCAGGCCGCUGAGCACGCGGCUACCCGCGUUCAGUUCGGCAAGAAGCUCAUCGAGUUCGGCACCAUCCAGGAAAAACUAGCUCGUAUGGCGAUGCUCCACUACGUGACGGAGUCCCUCGCGUACAUGGUGUCCGGUAACAUGGACACUGGCGCUAAGGACUACCACCUCGAGGCCGCUAUUAGCAAGGUGUUCGCAUCAGACUCAGCAUGGACGGUGGUAGACGAAGCCAUCCAAAUCCUCGGCGGUAUGGGCUUCAUGAAAGGCACCGGUUUGGAGCGUGUGCUCCGUGACCUGAGGAUCUUCCGUAUCUUUGAGGGCACCAAUGACAUCUUGCGUCUCUUCGUCGCAUUGACAGGCAUCCAAUUCGCCGGCUCCCACCUCCAGGAACUCCAGCGCGCCUUCAAAAACCCCACCGCCAAUCUCGGCCUCAUCUUCAGCGAGGCCGGCAAGCGCGCCGGCAGAGUCGUCGGGAUCACCUCCACCGGCGACAUCAGUCCUUUGGUGGCGGAUCAACUACGCCCAGCCGCUAAGGAGUUGGCGAAGUGUGUGGAUGCGUACGGACAGACCAUUGAAUCUACCUUGGUCAAGUACGGAAGGAAGGUUGUGGAUGAGCAGUUCGUCCUGAACCGCCUAGCGUCGGCCGCCAUCGACGUGUACACGACGGCCGUGGUGCUGUCCCGCGCGUCCCGCGCCGCCAAGCUCGGCCUGCCGUCCGCCGCGCACGAGCUCAAGCUCGCAGAGGCCUGGGCCCACGACGCCUUAGGCAGAGUACCCGGGCUGCUGGCGGCGGCGCGCGAGGCGGGCGCGCUGCAGCAGUACGCGCGGCUCGGCGCGCUCGGCCGCGCGGUCGCCGCGCACCCCGGCCAACCCAGCGUCAACCCGCUUAACUUGUAGUGAUAAAAGGGACGUCCGUACAAAAAUAAGUUUUUAAUACAAUUGCGAAAAAAUAAUAAAUUAAUAUAUCAUUAGUUGGUAUCAUACCACCAAACCAAACCAAAACCAAAAGUACCUAUACAGCCCUUGAUACUUGAGCUGCCGCAGCCCGCGAUACCUUCAUACUCGUGCGCGCCCCGGCCGCGGCCGCCGCGGGCCCGGCGCGGGUUGCUCAACGACACCGAGGAGUAACGAGUGAGGCCCCAGUACCUGCUCAAGCUAAAUUACAUAAAAACUGCGUUUUGAAAGUAUAGGUUUGGAACUAAAAAGUAAAAAGCACUAGUUCGAGAAAUUGAGCUUCUCGCACGCUACGCAGCCACAAAAAGUACCACUUUUUGAGCAACUGUAUUAAAAAUAAGUAUUUUUAUCAGUCGAGUGUGUAAUCGAGUAGUAUGAAUUUUCUCAAAUGAUUUUUACGCCUAAUCUGUUACCGUCGUAUCUGACAAUGGCACGCGCUGUGACACAAUGGCUGACCACAAAAGAAACAAUGGCUGUUGUUUAACAGGUUAGGGUCUUAGACAUAAAAAUCAUUUGAGAAGAUUCAUACUAUAAUUGAAGUACCCUUUGACCGCUAAAGACGUCAAAUGAAAAAACCCGAUAUCAACCUUCGUACGUUCGGACAAGGUUCCGAAUGAUGCGACACACCCGAUAAGCGUGGCAUUCAAAGGGUUGACGGGACGAAAAAAUAGAGAGUAUUUGAGUCGGCCUAUAUGUCUGUGCCGAGAGUUGAAUCUAAUCACAAUAAUAGACAUUGCCAAAGAAAACUAUUAAAAGACAAUGUAAACAUACUCGGUAACAUGGAAACAAUAUUUGUGUCAUUCUCAACCAAAAGGGUACUUACUGUCGGUUGUCAAUAAGGCGCUAUUUCCAUAUAACUAAUUUAAUAUUAAUUAACCUUAUCGACAACCGACAAUGUGAAUGUGGUACCUUUUGGUUGAAAACGUCACGUUUAAUAUGCAUCUCUCUUAAAUAUGCACAAGUACCGUCAACCGGGGUGAAUAGAGAUGGCUGGGGUGAAUAGGGACGAAACAUAAAAUGUGAUUUAUCAAAGAUUUUCUUAAAAAAUACACAAAUGUAUAGGUAAAUCACCUUUUAUGUUUUGUCCCUAUUCACCCCAGUUGACGGUACUUAUAUAAAAUCAAUACUCUUAUACACUUGACUAUACAACAUCAAACUCAAAUUAGCCAAAAUCAAUCUUCAAACAUAACCCCUACAGCCUUAAUAAAAGUUAAGAAAACAGUGUCAAGAUCUUAAAUUCUCCUAACCUACCACUUAAUACGUCCUAUUAGUAUAAGUUAGCCUAAUAAAAUCAUGUGUUCAACUGUAUUCAAUCUUUUUGAUUGCACAAAACAUUCGGACGACUGACCCUUUUCGGGUUUGGAUGUUUUCAACUCUGCCGAAUGACCCAAUCAUGUAAAUGUGAAUGUAAAUUGUAUAGUAUUAUUUUUGACAGUUAUAUUUAUUUUAAAUAGUAUAUUUUUAAGUAUAA